Molecule: messenger RNA, 1920 nt
Organism: Diaporthe citri
Lineage: Eukaryota; Fungi; Ascomycota; Sordariomycetes; Diaporthales; Diaporthaceae
Exons: 2
Coding region: 1-1920 (639 amino acids)
Molecular function (GO): hydro-lyase activity
Source: RefSeq, a predicted model, not a curated record
AUGGCAGACAAUAGCAACGCCAGCACGUCUCGAAAGAGCGCCGAGGACGUGACGCAAGGUGAGGGGAACAACACCAUCCCAGACCAUCUUGCCGACUAUAAUCUCAACCGGCCCAUCCAACCUGUCACGGGCAUGAGGCAGGGCCUGCCCAACUAUGGAGAUCCUCACUUCGCACUUUUCUUGAGGAAAGUCUUCAUCAAGGCUCUUGGGUACAGUGAAGAUGCACUGUCGCGGCCUGUCGUGGGCAUCAUCAACACCUAUUCCGCGUUCAACCCCUGCCAUGCAAACGUGCCUCAGCUCAUCGAGGCGGCCAAGAGGGGCGUCCAAUUAAGUGGAGGGCUGGCUCUGGAGUUUCCCACCAUCUCUAUUCAUGAAAGCUUCUCGACACCCACAAGUAUGUUUCUGAGAAACUUGAUGAGCAUGGAUACAGAGGAGAUGAUCAAGGCCCAGCCCGUCGAUGCGUGUAUUGUUAUAGGAGGAUGUGACAAGACGGUCCCAGCCCAGAUCAUGGGAGGGAUCUCGUCCGGUAAACCGGUUCUGCCCCUGAUAACAGGUCCAAUGUUAGCUGGCAGCUUCAGGGGACAGCGCAUCGGCGCCUGUACGGACUGCAGGAACAACUGGGCGGCCUACCGUGGGAGCGAGAUCAACAUCGAGGAGAUCUCAGAGCUGAACGAGGAGCUCGCACCCAGCGCAGGGACCUGUGGCGUGAUGGGCACCGCAUCGACGAUGGCGUGUGUCACGGCCGGACUGGGGCUGCUCGACCCAAAGGGAGCCGCAACCGCGGCGGCCGUCUCGAGCGCCCGCCUACGCGUCGCCGAGGAGACGGGCAAGAACGCCGUGGCGGCCGCGACAUCCGUCAACGACGGCUCCGCCAGGCCCCUGACCCUCACCAACAUCCUGAGCGAGGCGUCCUUCCACAACGCCAUCACGGUCCUGCAAGCCAUCGGCGGGUCGACAAACGGGAUAGUCCACCUCCUCGCCAUCGCCAAGCGGCACCCGGACGUCGCGGGCAAGAUCACCCUCCAGACGAUCGACGACAUCGGCCGCAGGACGCCGCUGCUCGUCGACCUCAAGCCGAGCGGCGACAACUACAUGACCGACCUCCACAACGCAGGCGGCGUGCUGGCCCUGCUGCACACCCUGCGCCCGCUGCUCAGGCUCGAGGCGCUGACGGUCACGGGGAAGUCGCUGGGCGAGCUGCUCGACUCGACGCCGUUCAGGCCCUUCCCCUUCUCACGGCAGAUCGUGCGGCCGCUCGACAACCCCCUGCACCCGGCGUCGUCGCUCUGCGUGCUGCGCGGGAACCUCGCCCCGAACGGCGCGGUCAUCAAGGCCAGCGCCAGCAAGUACCGGCACCUGCUCUCCCACCGCGGGCGGGCCGUGGUGUUCGCCGGCCCCGCGGACCUGGCCGCGAGGAUCGACGACCCGGACCUGGACGUCGACGGGGACAGCGUGCUCGUGCUGCAGGGGAUCGGCCCCAUCGGCUUCCUGAACCCGGGGAUGCCCGAGGCUGGGCUGGUGCCCAUCCCGCGGAAGCUUGGCGAGAAGGGCGUUAAGGAUAUGUUGCGUCUGAGUGAUGGUCGCAUGUCUGGGACUGCUAGCGGGAGCAUAGUGCUGCACAUCUCGCCGGAGGCUGCGCUGCCAGAAAGUGUGCUCGGUAUUGUGAGGAAUGGGGAUUUUAUCAAUUGUGAUGUUGAGAAUAGGAGGCUGGAGGUGGAGUUGAGUGACGAAGAGAUACAAGCUAGGAUAGCAGAUAGGAGGGAGAGACUGGAAGGGAGCAAAGAGAGUCGGGGCCCGGCCGAUGUGAGGAGGAAGCCAGCCAGAGGCUACAGAGGGCUGUACGAGCGUCAUGUGAACCAAGCUGAGGAGGGCGUGGACUUUGACUUUCUUACGGUUGACGGAGCGGAGUGUAAUUUCUAA